Cherax quadricarinatus is the source of this 324-nucleotide messenger RNA. The record is from RefSeq and is a predicted model, not a curated record. NCBI's taxonomy places the organism in Eukaryota, Metazoa, Arthropoda, Malacostraca, Decapoda, Parastacidae.
ACGCCAACAUCGUCCACCUCUAACACGUCUCCACUAUCUACGCCAACAUCGUCCACCUCUAACACGUCUCCACUAUCUACGCCAACAUCGUCCACCUCUAACACUACGCCAACAUCGUCCACCUCUAACACGUCUCCACUAUCUACGCCAACAUCGUCCACCUCAAACACGUCUCCACUAUCUACGCCAACAUCGUCCACCUCUAACACGUCUCCACUAUCUACGCCAACAUCGUCCACCUCUAACACAUCUCCACUAUAUACGCCAACAUCGUUCACCUCUAACAUUGUCUCCACUAUCUACGCCAACAUCUUCCAUCUCUAA